Cuculus canorus (common cuckoo) is the source of this 8673-nucleotide messenger RNA. RefSeq names its product oxidative stress induced growth inhibitor family member 2 (gene OSGIN2). Bases 1644 to 3173 code for a protein of 509 amino acids. The record is from RefSeq and is a predicted model, not a curated record. The transcript has 6 exons. Lineage: Eukaryota; Metazoa; Chordata; Aves; Cuculiformes; Cuculidae.
CGCCUGACGAUGCUCCGAUUCGCUUCGGGUUCGCGGCGCUGCGCCACACGGAGCCCCGUGGGCAGCGCUUGUUCGGUGCCUUAAAGCACCCAGUGAUGAGGCGGUGGGAAAUCGGCUUCCCGAAGUGCCAACUUGAGACGACCGAAUUUAAAUUCCUGUAUAUAAUAUAAUGUCUGUUAGCCGCCCGUUACGGUCGCUUUACUUAUUUUUUUUUUGCUGGAAGUAUGUCCAGGCGAGGGCUGCAAAGAUGAUCAGAGGGCCGGAGCAUCUCCUGUGCGAGGACAGGCUGAGAGAGUUGGAGUUGUUCAGGCUGGAGAAGAGAAGGCUCUGAGGAGACCUUAUAUCGACCUUCCAGUACCUGAAGGGACUACAGGAAAGCUGGGGAGGGACUGUUCACAAAGGCUUGUAGUAAUAGGAUGAGGGGCAAUGGUUACAAACUGGAGAGGGGCAGGUUUAGACCAGACAUAAGGAGGGAUUUCUUCUUUAUGAGACUGGUGAGGGUCUAGCACAGUCUGCCUGGGGAAAUUGUGUUUGCCCCAUCCCUGGAGGUGUUCAAGGCCAGGUUGGUUGGGGCCUUGGGCAGCCUGGUCUGGUGAGAGGUGUCCCUGCCCAUGGCAGGGGGGUUGGAAUUGGAUGGAUGAUCUUUAAGGUUCCUUCCAAUCCAAACCAUUCUGUGAUUCUAGUCUAUGUAGGGAAUUCUAGGAUCUUGCGAAACUGCUACCUGAGACAGUUAUUGUAAAAGAACGUUUCCUUUGGCUAAAAGGAAGAAGGAAAGUGUUUUUUGUCUUAGUGGGUUUUUCACUUCAAAUGAAAAUAAAAUAAACUGACUAAAAAGCAAAAAAAUAAAUCUAUGAACAGUUGCGGAAUCCAAAUGUUUGGCAGAAUAUAAUUCUCAAGGUUAUUUGGUAUGACCAGCAUAAGUAAACUAAGGACAAGCUUUGGAACUGACUCCUCUUUGCCCACUUGCAUCUCUGCAGGACUAGAGCCAUGUGUACUAGACUGUCUACCCUGACUGUCUACCCUGAGUUUUUAUCAGUAUAAGGACUUCUGGUACUUGAUGGCUUUCACUGCUCUUCUCAAGCUAGGACGAUGGUGAUCUUAGUGGCCCCCAGUGUAAGAUCUUACUGAUUUCUGGUAUGAUGCUCUUGCAGUAGAAGAACAUGCUGCUGACAGUAGGUCUUCAUCUGCUUCAUAGGCACAGUAGCUGAGACACUGCAAGUUGCGUGUGGAUGCUUCCGUGCAAAAAUAGAUUCUGCACUAAACCAGUUGGGUAGUUUGAAGUACACAGUCCAAGCCACAGAGAAGCACCUUUUUUUAUUGUUAAAGAUUCUUUUGCAGCCUACAGCACUGUGUGUAUAUCACAUAAAAGAGGUUUUGAAAUACAUAUUCUGUUUUUUUUAUCUCCCAUCCAGCACAGCAAGUAUAUUAAAACCACACAGAAACGUGCACGCUCCCUUUAAGCCCAUCUUUGCAAAACACGGGGUGGUAUUGCCUCAGUUAACUUUGAGCAGAGGCUGGAAAGCGAUAGUCUACCUGUGCCUGUCUAAAAGCAAAGAAGCUACAACAGCCCUGAAACCGAAGGACAGCUUUUGAAUUCCUUUGUCCAGUAUUUUGGUGACAGCCUUGAGAGGAAGAUUAAAAGAAUGCCUUUAAUUGAAGAAACUGUUCUGCUUGGGGACUCCCUCCUUACUCUGCCUGUAGUAGUAAUAGGAAAUGGACCUUCAGGAAUUUGUCUUUCUUACCUGCUCUCUGGAUACAGGCCAUACUUAUCUCCUGAUGCCAUUCAUCCGAACCCCAUUCUACAUACAAAAUUAGAAGAGGCUCGACAUCUUUCCAUUAUUGAUCAAGAUCUGGAGUACCUGUCUGAAGGCCUCGAAGGGCGCUCUUCAAACCCAGUUGCAGUGCUUUUUGAUACACUGCUUCAUCCUGAUGCUGACUUUGGGUAUGACUACCCACCGGUUUUGCACUGGAAGCUAGAACAACAUAAUUAUAUUCCCCAUAUAGUGCUUGGUAAAGGACCACCUGGUGGGGCUUGGCAUUCCAUGGAAGGCUCUAUGCUAACAAUCAGUUUUGGAGACUGGAUGGAAUUGCCUGGCCUCACCUUUAAGGAGUGGGCAGCUAGCAAACGCAGAAAUAUAAAGAGUGAUCGAGUAAUGCCAGAGGAAAUAGCUUGUUAUUAUAAACACUAUGUUAAAGUCAUGGGCCUCCAAAAGAAUUUCAGAGAUAACGUUUACAUAACAUCAGUAUCCAGGCUUUGCCGGGGAAAGGAUGAUGAAGACAGAAGUCAACUAAAUGAAAACUUUUCAACACAGCACUUGGAAGAUGGACAGAAAUCAUUGAUUAAGAGAAACUGGGAAGUCAGAGGCUAUCAGCGAGCGACAGAUGGUUCUCAUGUGCCCUUCUGCCUCUUUGCUGAGAAUGUGGCACUUGCCACAGGAACUUUUGACUCUCCUGGACGACUACAAGUUGAAGGAGAAGACUUCCCUUUUGUGCUUCAUUCCAUGUCUGACUUCGGAGCUGCUAUCAGCAAAGGAAAGUUACGUGGGAAAGCAGAUCCUGUGUUAAUUGUGGGUGCUGGACUUACAGCAGCUGAUGCAGUGCUGUGUGCCUACAACAACAACAUCCCAGUAAUUCACGUGUUUCGUAGAAGAGUUACUGAUACAAGUCUAAUUUUCAAACAGUUACCUAAAAAGCUUUACCCUGAAUACCAUAAGGUCUAUCAUAUGAUGUGUACUCAGUCACAUACUAUGGACUCUAAUCUACAUUCUGCUUACACUAGUUUUCCUGAACACAAUGUACUUUCUUUCAAGCCUGAAAUGAAAUGUGUUCUUCAGAGUGCCUCUGGACUGAAGAAAAUUUUGAAGUUUUCUGUAGCCUUAGUUCUGAUAGGUUCUCACCCAAAUCUUUUCUUUUUAAAGGACCAAGGACAUAGCAUAGGCCAUCACUCUAAUCAGCCCAUCACAUGCAAGGGGAAUCCUAUAGAGAUUGAUCCAUACACUUAUGAAUGCACUAAAGAAGCUAACCUCUUUGCUUUAGGCCCUCUGGUGGGAGACAACUUUGUGCGGUUUCUAAAAGGAGGUGCAUUGGGCAUUGCACGAUGCUUGGCAGUAAGACAAAAGAAGAAACACGAAUUGAUGGAAAGUGGGGAUGGAGGAGGUGAUGGGGUACCAUAAAUGAGAUGUUAGAAACUUUCACAUACAGGAUUACAAAUGUAGUCUAACAGAACACUCACUGGCAGCGAAAGUUGAUAGCAGUCAAAUCUCUGUUGUAUACAAGUAACCUGCACUUGUAUUGCUUGGUAAAGGAUGCUGAUACUACAGUACUUCACCUUUUCAAAAUACAAAAAAUUGAUCUGCUGUUACAACUGAUCUCUACUCAACUGGAAUUACUUCCAGAUAAACAGAAAAUGAGACUAACUUAUAUUGUCCUGCCUGUCAUCUCUUGCUCAGCUAAAAGAGCAGAAUUCCUCUGGGAAAAUCAAUGCCUACCAGAGUGGCUUUACAAUUUAGUGUCAAAGGUGACAACAUAUUUUUACCAAGAAAUUAAAAUAACUUACAAAAGCAAAAAACUUGCUUAGUACAAAGUGAUUCUUGGUCCCAAAGCAAAUUUGGAGUCUUCUCUUUGAAACGAGGAUGUUUAUUUAUUUGCCAUAGCAAUACAGUAAUAGUUGGCAUGAGCACUUAGGAAAAUGUUUUUUACUGUAAGAAGGAUUUCUGUAAGCAAGAAGUAUUCCUCAACAGUUAUAAAUUAUCCUAUUUGAUAAUUGCAAUAAAAGAAUAAACAUUCCCAUUUAAUCUUUAACACACAUGAUUUGACACAAUCCAUUAAUGCCUAUGCCUAGAGUUGGGUGAGUGCAGAGACUAACAUGAGGUGUUCCCCCUACAGUGAUGUCUACAUUCUGAGAAUAUGCAUUUAUGUAAACAAUAAAGUACUGCUGUAAGUGCUCUUAUUACAGAGUCAAUAUAAUUAGUGUACUACUGAAAAAUUAAGUACCUGAGAAAAUGGAAGGGGUUUUUGCUUCCUAGCUCAGGAAGACUGAAUGGGAUCACUUGACUGAUGAAGGUGGGUGAUAGAUAGUCUCAUGUCCCAUUUGACCAAGUACUGGUUAUUUCUCUUUUUUUUUUAGCUUGCAGUUUUUGAAGCUUGAAAAUGGCUCAUGUCUUACAGCCAGCUAAAAAAUAAACUAAACCCAAAACAAACAUGCUGUAGUUCCUGUAAAUCUUAGAGCUUGUAAUGAAAGACAAAGACUUAACUUUGUACCUACCUCUGAAUUGAACUUUCAUCUUUCUGCUUCAUAACAUAAUACCUAGAUUUCACUUGCUGAAAAAGUUUACCCAAACACAUUUAUGGGAAAUUCACCAUAGUGAGGUAAGCAACAGCUUGUUAGAUAAACUUCAGUUAAUUUCCAGAACUCUGACUAGGCCAAGUGCUCGGUUUAAAGUGAUUUACUACCAAACAUUUUAAUUCAGGUCCAAUGUGAUGGAAUAGAUGUUAUUUAAUUUAAUUUUUUGUUUGGGGCUUUUUUUUUGUGUUGAAGAAUGUCAUGUCAGUUUAAGGUAUUGUAUUUGCAUGAUUAAAAUCUCCGUAUUAGAACUUGAGCAGAUUUCUGAAAGGAAACUAGGCUUAGACUUUGUGAAACUGCUAGUGUGUGCUGGUUUCCUAGCUGUCUAACUUUCCUAAUUUGUAGAUGCCUGUAUGCAAUAAAUGGCUGUUUUCUGUGCCUACUGAAUUACGAGGUUCUGUGGCUACUGCAGGCCGUUGUGCUUGAGUAAGUUACUCUAACUUUCAACUUAGAAGUUGAAAAGGUAAUGUAUGCAAGGAUUAAAAUGAAUAUUUUAAAAUGGAACUCCAAAAUAAUCUAUGAACCGAUGCUACUACUAAUACUAAAUUUUAGUUUAGAGCCAACUCAAUAGUGUAAAAAUAAACAAAUGAAGCAACAUUUUUAUUAAUUUCUGCGUUGAAUUUCUGUUUGGUUGAAUUUAACCAUGCAUUGUCAAUACUAGUUAAAGAUAUACUUUUUUAUACUGGUAUUUGAGCUGGUUUUAAUUAUGCUAAAUUCUAGGUUUAUUUUCUUCGUAACUGAAUUGAGAUUCUAUAAUUUGCCUUCUUUGGCAGAAACUGUGUAAACCUAUCCUAAACCUGUGAUAUCUGAUAAUUUUAACUGAGAAUCAGUGUUAUAAGUGCUAAAUACUUGAUUAUAGAACUUUAUUUCAGUUAAUAUAUUGGGAAUACACUUGCGCUGUGAUUGAAUUCCUUCAUUUUUGUGUCAAUAUGUCUGAAUACAACAGAUCAUGGGAUGUUACUGCAUUUUCAUUUGUCACGUGAAAUUUGUAAAAUGCCAACAAAACAAAUGAAGCAAUUUACCUUGUUUUGCAAAAAGCAGGGGGGGAAGCUUCAAACAGUCAAAUCUCUAGCCUCAGCUGCUAUGGUUCUUUACAGGUUGUGUGUGUUGCAGUGACAAAUUUUUAGCAGGUAUUUUAAUCCUGUUAGUACACAGGUAUCUUUCACUGAAGUGUUACAGCACCUUGAGGUUUAACUGACUUCUUUUUUACCUUCUCUCAGUCUUGCUGGUAUUUUUGAGAUAAAAUUGCAUCUGUCUAGACCCCUUAGUUGGGCAGAGAAACUUUCUCAGUGGUCACGGUUAUCAAGCCAGUAUAACCAAAGCUUUACUGAAAAAUCAUCCUGUUUCUUCUAGGAAUUACUAGGUUGAAAGUUGUAGCUGGAGUUUCUUGCUGUUGGAUUUCCGAUUUUGAGAGAAUAAGAGAUGUAAAAAUUAAAGCCUCACUUUAGGAUAGUUUUACCUAAAGCAUUAUAUCAUGCUUACUGCAUUUAUUAUGGAUUAGAUGUUGGCACUGAAUAGUUGUUGUUUGGGAAAUAUUUUGUUUAAAAAAAAAUAAAAAUUCGAAUUUCUUGUAUGUUACAUUAGUUCCCAGAAGGAAAACUGCUUUUUUCAUCUCCUCUUUGAGUGAGAAAGAUAAGCUUUGAAAGAUCAGGAUUUAAAAAGGAUGCUUAGUACUUAAACUUUAUUAUUAAAAUACAGGUAGGAAGAAUAUAAUUUUUAGCUGAAAGAAUUUCAUUUGGAUUUACAGAAUUUGUAAAGGUAUGUUAACACAUACUGUGUGGUUUCUAAUAUGCUAGCGGGUAAAUGUCUUUUAUAUUUGGGUUUGGCUCUUGAUGCUGAAGUUCUCUCCUAGCUAAAUUAUUCCUAAGAUUAUUUUGAGUAGUAUUGAGCUGUUGAACUGGAACUAAGAUUUGUGAUAGUAGAUUUCCCUAACAUAGUGAUAGUGUGAUAGUAGAUUUCUCUAACAAUCUGCCUGGUUUGUGAUUACUUAACAAUGGUGCUUGUUAAUGAAGGCACCUAAUGGGGCAGUAGGAAACAGCACAGUCUUUCUUUUGGUAAGUGAUUGACUUCUGCUUAAAACAAUUUCCACAAAAGAAUAAAGUUCAGUUUUACUGCGAUGCGUAAACACAGAAAUCUGUUCUGCAAGUAAUCCAGACAGAGUGGUGACAAUAACAGGUUCUCCUCUUGCUCAGGAAAAUGCAUUGCCUGAGGCUGGCAGGCUGGGCUUGCCAGUGAAUGCAUGGAAAGGGAAUUACUUCCAUAAACAGCACCUAUAUAUUAAGUAAGGGACACGAAAGUGCAUCCCACAGCUGUAGGUCCCGAGUCCUGAGCACUUCGGCAAUUGUUGGGGUAUACUGUAUUUUCCUUCUGGCCUGCUGAGUAUAGGCACCUUUUUUUUUUUUUAAUGAUUAAUUCCACUGAAUGAUCCUUACUAGGUCAGUAAGGUGGUGUGCAAAGAGGCUUGGUUGCACUGUUACCAUGUUUUCUACUUCUGAAAAAGCAAGAAGUUGGUUUUAGGUCACUGCAGAAUCUGUGUUGUAACAGUGCUAGCUCCCAAAUGUUUCCAGACAGCAAGAGGCAGCACAUGUAUGCCUUAAAGGCAGCCGAUUAUUCCAUUUUAUUAUCAUCCAUAUAGUAAUGAUUUCAUUUUGAAGAAGUUUUAGAACAAAAAAUGCUAAAAGGUUUACACCUACACUUUAACUUAGGUAAUAAAGUAACAACAUUCUGUCAUUGCUUUGGAUUAUUUUUUGAGGUGAGUGCAAGAUGGGAGCACAGUACCUCAAGUGACAUGACAGCUUUUUGGACACUGACUUCCCCCUCCUCCCCUUGCCCAACCUGAAAUAAAAUUCAUACUUCAUUUGAAAUAACUAUAAUUGAUUCUAUUUAGCAGAAACAAAGGAUACUGAAACAUUCUUUGACAAAGAAGGGCAGGUUUUGGUGACAUUAAGUGUACGAAUUGUAGCUAGGAUAUUAAAUUAUAAACAGCUCUUUUUCUGAAAAAUGCUGCAUUUUGGGAAUGUGGUACAAAUAAGGUGUUUAUGUUUAGCUAAUAUAUGAAGCUUGAAUUACACAAGGAAAUGCAUGAUCAAGGAUGACUUUGGCAUAAGGAACAAGGAUUACUGAGCCGGGGGGGGAAGUCUUGCAGUAUAAUUUAGUAAUUAUAGUGAAGCUCAGCACUGUUUUAGGGAUGGUUUUGUCUUUGCAGACACUAUGGGACACCUCAGCUUAUACAAACUGUGAACUUGAGUUCACAUUACACCAGACUGCAUGCUAGCUGAUUUUCUAACAGUAAUUUUUUUGUAUUCAUAGGGCAUAUUAAGAUAACUUUUAUAACCUAGAGGUCAUCAGUAGUCAUCAGAACCUGGGAAAAAAUACACUUUGUAUUCUUAGCUGUCCCAUCCUUUUGAAAGGACUCAUUCUGGUGACUGAAUUAAUCUAAUUUGCACUUUCCUCUCUUUAUUCUGAGAUCACUGGCAAUGUACAAGCAUCAGCCUACGUCACCUACAGUGGAUGCUUGAAAGAACUAAAAUUCAUAUUCCUGGACAUCCUCUGUAGACUUACAUGCCCACAUAAAGAAAAUGAAAAAGGUUUAAUAUGUAUUCACAAAAUAUUAUGGAAUCUUGGCAUUUUUAGGUUCUUUUUCAGUGAGGUAUGUAGGGAAAAAAAUAGUUGUCCACAAAUCUAAAGCGAGAGACAAGGUGAUCAGAGAGUUUUGAUACAGUUCCAGAGCAUAUUCCAUGGAGAGGGAAAUGGUUUGUUUUCAUCAGUUUAGAUUCUAGGACCAGCUUCUAUGUGAAUGCUGAGUUAUUGCUGUUCAAGAACUGAUCCUGCUACCUUACAUCUAGCUGUCACAAUCUGGAAAGCCCAUACUCUGAUCUCGCCCAUUCUGUUAGUUCUGGUACACUGGUUGUGGAUGUUCAGUUCUAAAUGAGAUAAAGGCUUAAAUUCAUCCACUUAAUUUUUUUUCACGCACACUACACCCAGACUUGGAGAUACAAUACUAUGUAAAUGUCAUUUCCAUGUGAAAUGCAUCAGUAUUUCCGCUUUUGCUGGAGUAUGUUUGGGUCAUACCCUUUUUGUUCAGUGAGCAAUGUAAAUGUGCAGAGAACAUUUCAGCUGAUGUAUAUUCUUCUAAGCUGCAAGCAACUUGUGAGCUAAACCUCAGCUUUGAUUAGAUGAUAAAUGUACCCGAGACUUGCAUGCUAAGCUUGGUCUAUCUUCAUCUGUGAAAACUGACAGGUGAAAGGCUGAAGGAAUAAUAUUAAACCAGUUUCACCUGGAAGUCAAUUAUUUUUGUUUCAAGAAGUGAGGAACUCUUAAGUCAGAGGGGG